Gorilla gorilla gorilla (western lowland gorilla) is the source of this 1028-nucleotide messenger RNA. It is a transcript of the gene C12H2orf92, whose product is annotated as chromosome 12 C2orf92 homolog. NCBI's taxonomy places the organism in Eukaryota, Metazoa, Chordata, Mammalia, Primates, Hominidae. The record is from RefSeq and is a predicted model, not a curated record. The transcript is spliced from 6 exons. The coding region runs from base 74 to 763 and encodes 229 amino acids.
GCCAAGUGCAUGAUGCUCACCUCAAAAUCCCGUGCAGAAGAGUAUCAAUCUGAAGGGAACAGCUGCAGACCCAAUGAAAGACUUAAUCACAGCCGUGGUUUAUUUUCCCAUAGGCUAUUCCCAACAAAAGAGCUUGAACAAUGCUGCAUUUGCAUCAGGUUCAAAUGAGCGAGAGGAACAUUUGGCUAAAAUAUUUGAUGAAAUUCUACUGCAGGUGUUUCCAAAGUUUCCGUAUGACCCAUCAUCUAACGAAGCAACAGCAGUCAGAUCCAUUACAAAGACAGACAUGAGAAAAGGAACCAGCGUUGCUUGGAAUUCUCCUAAACCAGAAUAUUUCCUUGGCAGUGUGGACAAAAUUCCUGAUAAAGAUCACCUUUCAGAGGAGAAGAAUUAUAAAGAAUCCUGUCUGUUCGACAGGGAUUUAAGAGAGCAGUUAACUACUGUAGAUAAAGAAACACUUCAAGGAGCAGCUAAACCAGAUGCUCACUUUAGGACUAUGCCCUGCGGGCAGCUUCUGCACUUCCUGCAGAGGAACACCAUCAUCGCCGCCGUCUCAGGGGUGGCCAUCCUCAUGGCCAUCGUGCUGUUGCUGCUUGGGUUGGCCUCAUACAUCAGGAAGAAACAGCCAUCAUCUCCUCUGGCAAACACAACAUAUAAUAUUUUUAUAAUGGAUGGAAAGACAUGGUGGCACAAUUCUGAAGAAAAAAAUUUCACAAAACAUGCAAAGAAACAGAAACAGUUGAAGAGCAGCUCCUGUGUCUAAGCCAGGUCGUGGGGCUGUCAAACCAGGACUUGAAACCACAAUGCAAGGACAUUCUCCAUCUGCGCACCACAGGGAGGCAAUUCCAUUUCUGCCCGGGAGAUGUAUUCUACAAAAACGUCUGCUUCCCAUCCCAAUUUGAAUGGACCAAGAAAAACUGCUUUACCAUAGGACACUUGUGGCAAUAUGGCACCGAUGGCUGGCGUCGGCGAACCCGACAGGCUAUGGACUUAUCAUUUAAUAAAGCAUUGAUUCAUUUUUUCAGUCA